Molecule: messenger RNA, 3637 nt
Organism: Balearica regulorum gibbericeps (East African grey crowned-crane)
Lineage: Eukaryota; Metazoa; Chordata; Aves; Gruiformes; Gruidae
Source: RefSeq, a predicted model, not a curated record
GUGGACUUAACUGAUAUUAUGAUAUGCAAAAUCCCUCCACACAUGGGGAACAGAGCCCUCUUGUGGUAAUGCUAGAGGAAUAGCAAUUGGAGACAACCUGCUGCACUCUGCUGCUCUGCAAGACAAACAUCGGUAAAGCCAAGCAGCAAGAAAAGAAAGGUUCUUCAUGACAAAAUGACAGCAAGAGAACACAGUCCCCGCCACGGUGCGAAAUCCCGCACCGUGCAACGGGCCUCCACCAUUGAUGUCACCUCUGACAUGCUAGGCCUUUCUCUAGCAGGAAACAUUCAGGAUCCAGAUGAGCCGAUUUUAGAGUUCAGUUUAGCUUGCAGUGAGCUACUAACUCCGUCGCUAGAUCGAAAACCAAAUAGUUUUGUAGCAGUGAGCGUAACUACACCUCCUCAGGCGUUCUGGACGAAGCAUGCACAGACAGAAAUUAUUGAGGGAACAAGUAAUCCUAUCUUUCUAAGCAGCAUUGCCUUUUUCCAAGACUCUCUUAUCAAUCAAAUGACACAAAUCAAACUCUCCGUGUACGACGUCAAAGAUAGAUCUCAGGGAACAAUGUAUUUGUUGGGUUCUGGGAUGUUCACUGUAAAAGAACUUCUUCAGGAGAAGAAUCACAGGUUGCACUUAACACUAAGGUCGGCUGAAAGUGACCGUGUAGGUAACAUUACAGUUAUUGGAUGGCAAAUGGAGGAAAAAACUGACCAAAGGCCUCCAGUGACAAGGUCACCCGAUACAAUUAAUGGAAGGACUGUGUUGCCAGUUGAUGAAAGUUUAACAGAAUCUUUAGGAAUCAGAUCCAAAUAUGCUUCAUUACGGAAAGAUGCACUACUGAAAUCGGUGUUUGGUGGCGCCAUUUGUCGAAUGUAUCGCUUCCCAACCACUGAUGGAAACCACUUGAGAAUCUUGGAGCAGAUGGCUGAGAGCAUCCUGUCACUGCACAUCCCUAGGCAGUUUGUGAAGCUUCUUCUAGAAGAAGAUGCAGCAAGGGUUUGUGAACUAGAAGAAUUGGGAGAACUGUCUCCUUGCUGGGAAAGCCUUCGUCGACAAAUAGUUACACAGUACCAAACAAUUAUUUUAACUUAUCAGGAAAAUCUAACUGACCUGCACCAGUAUAAAGGUCCUUCAUUUAAAGCCAGUAGCUUGAAAGCUGAUAAAAAAUUGGAAUUUGUUCCUACGAAUUUACAUAUACAGAGAAUGAGAGUCCAGGAUGAUGGAGGAUCAGAUCAGAACUACGACAUAGUCACCAUAGGAGCACCAGCAGCUCAUUGUCAAGGCUUUAAAUCAGGUGGCUUGCGGAAAAAGCUCCAUAAAUUUGAAGAGGCAAAGAAACAUUAUGAGGAGUGUUGCACAUCAACAAGUUCCCAGUCUAUAAUAUACAUCCCACAGGACAUUGUUAGAGCAAAGGAAAUUAUUGCACAAAUUAACACCCUGAAAACGCAAGUCAGUUACUAUGCAGAAAGACUCUCAAGAGCUGCCAAGGAUAGAUCAGCUAAUGGCCUUGAAAGAACACUUGCCAUCCUAGCAGACAAGACCCGGCAACUUGUCACAGUCUGCGACUGCAAGCUGUUGGCAAAUUCAAUACACGGACUGAAUGCUGCAAGGCCAGACUAUAUAGCUUCAAAAGCAUCUCCAACCUCUGGAGAAGGGGAGCAAGUGAUGCUGAGGAAUGAUCAAGAUACACUUGUGGCCAGAUGGACAGGAAGAAAUAGCCGAUCUUCUCUGCAGGUGGAUUGGCAUGAAGAGGAAUGGGAGAAAGUUUGGUUGAAUGUUGACAAAAGUCUGGAGUGUAUUAUACAGAGAGUGGACAAACUUCUCCAGAAGGAGCGCUUGCAAAGUGACAGCUGUGAAGAUGUUUUCCAGUGCGACAUCAGCUGUACUAGUAAGAAAGGUAAUCGGGACACUCGCGCCUACUGGAUAAAUCCAGAAGAUGUAAAUGAGACCUCAUCAUCCUCACCACCUUCAUCAUCCUCACCACCUUCAUCAUCCUCACCACCACCUUCAUCCAUACCAUCCUGUGCAUGCCAUUCUCUCAGAAAGACAAAUUGCAGCCCCACUCCGGAAGAAUCUGGCCCAGGUGAAUGGAGCGAAGCUCUUUAUCCCUUGCUGACGACACUCACAGACUGUGUAGCCAUGAUGAGUGACAAGGCAAAGAAAGCCAUGGUCUUUUUAUUAAUGCAGGACAGCGCCCCGACAAUAGGGCUCUGCCUGAGCCUUCAGUAUCGCAGGGACGUUGUCUUCUGCCAAACUCUGACAGCUCUCAUUUGUGGUUUCAUUAUCAAGCUGAGGAACUGCCUGCACGAUGAUGGAUUUUUAAGGCAACUCUACACCAUUGGCUUGCUGGCGCAGUUUGAGAGCCUGUUGAGCACUUACGGUGAGGAGCUGGCAAUGCUGGAGGACAUGAGUUUGGGAAUCAUGGACUUGAGGAAUGUAACCUUUAAAGUAACUCAGGCCACAUCAAAUACAUCUACUGACAUGCUGCCGGUCAUCACUGGAAAUCGUGAUGGAUUUAAUGUGAGGAUCCCUUUGCCAAGCGCCUUGUUUGAUUUGUUGCCGCGAGAGAUUCAAAGUGGCAUGUUACUGAGGGUUCAGCCUGUUCUUUUCAAUGUGGGAAUCAACGAGCAGCAAACCCUAGCAGAGAAGUUUGGAGACACCUCACUGCAAGAAGUAAUUAACAUGGAAAGCUUAGUGCGGUUGAAUUCGUAUUUUGAGCAAUUCAAGGAAGUUUUGCCUGAUGAUUGUCUACCUCGAUCUCGUAGUCAGACGUGCCUGCCUGAACUGUUAAGAUUUCUGGGACAAAAUGUACAUGCAAGGAAAAAUAAGAAUGUUGAUAUCCUUUGGCAAGCUGCUGAGAUAUGCCGCAGACUAAAUGGUGUUCGAUUUACAAGCUGUAAAAGUGCCAAGGAUAGGACUGCCAUGUCGGUCACCCUAGAGCAGUGUUUGAUCCUACAGCAUGAACAUGGAAUGGCUCCACAGGUCUUCACCCAGGCUCUGGAGUGUAUGAGGAGUGAGGGUUGUCGGCGAGAAAAUACAAUGAAGAAUGUUGGAUGUCGCAAGUAUGCAUUUAAUUCCCUGCAGCUGAAGGCUUUCCCAAAGUAUUACAGGCCUCCAGAAGGAACUUAUGGAAAAGUUGAAACAUAAGCAUACUAUGUCCUUUAAUCGCUGUUCCAUUAAAACAUGUGGAUACACUCUAGAUUAAUACAUGAUUUUGUCAUCCAGAAGAGAUAAAUAACCUUUUUGUACGUUUCGCUAGGUUAUACAGAGCAUGUUACUUACAGAAUUGGAAUCUAUAGUAACAAUUAUUCUGACACCUUAGCUUGAGAAUAGUGUGAUGACUCUCUGCCUGUUUAAAUAGCCUUCAGUGUAUGUAAGAUGAGCAGAUAUUGUGCUACUUAAUAAUUCCCUAUAUGCAAAUAGCUAAGUACCUCCUGGAUGGGCAAGGACUCUAGGAACGGCAUUUAGGCAGCUGUUUCACAAAACAUCUUUUUAUACUGAGUUGACUUGAGAUUGAGCUUUUCAUAAACUUUUUAAAACUCAGAGUAAAACUCAAAAGUUGUAAAUAAAAAGGGAUUGGAUCCUAGACAGUCUAAUAACUGUAGAAUGCAUUGUUACAAUCAAGAAACAGAAGUUUAAC